UUUUUUUUCUUUCCCAAACAACACAGAACCUUCUUCAUCCAUGUUCUGUCCUUUUCUUCUCCUUCCUUCUUCCUCAGACAAAUCUACACAUCACAAAAUUGUACUGUAAUUCAAUGUUUGAGUUGGUACAAAAACCCUUUCUUCACAAUUGAUCACACUUCUUUUUCCACUCACUUUUGGGUCAUAGCCAAUUGGGAAUUUAGCCCAAUUCGAAGUUUUAGCCUCUGAGAAAUUCUCACUCUCUUGCCCAGGGAAAAAGGGCCUUCAAAGUUUGGACCUUUCAGCUUCAGAUGGCUUCUUCCAGCUCCCUUGCUGGAAAGGGAAAACGACAUGCCGUUCAGGAGAACUCUCCAGCCUUCUGCUUGAGGAUUUUCAGUCGUGAAGAUCUCAAAGACGGGAAGAAGGAACUUCCGCCGGCAGCUGUGAGGGAGUAUGGACAUCAUUUGGCAGACCAUAUAUACCUUAAGGUUCCAAAUUGUGGAAAACAUUGGAAAAUAGAAUUGAGAACAUCACCUCGUGGUGACCGAAUGUGGUUAGAGAAGGGAUGGGAAGAGUUUGCCAGCUUUUACUUACUAGACCAAGGCGAUAUGGCAACCUUCAGCUCUGAAGGCGAAAAUUCCCAUUUUCAAGUAAGCAUCUAUAGUUGGGAUGAUAUGGAAAUAGAAUACCCUAUUCGCAGUGGAGCAGGUGAUGUCAGCACACCAGAGAGAAAAGAAAUAGGAGCUGAAGCUGUAGCUAUAGCCAUUUCGGUUUCCCCCAGAUCCUCUGCUGAUGAACGUGGAAGGGCUAAGGUCAGAAGACGAAGAAGGAGUGUAUCAGGAUCUGAAGCUGAAGCUAGAGCCAUUUCAAUUUCCCCAAGAUCCUCUGCUGAUGAACACGAAUAUGAUGUGAGCAGUUUCAGGUCGGAUAAGCCAUUUCUUGAUAUCAGAAUUCCAGCCAAGACCUUGGCCUUUCGUGUGUUUAUAAAUCAAGCUUUUGCCUCGGAACAUUUCUAUAAAGCAGACACUUGUUGUGACUUGACGCUACAGAAUAUUCAAGGUGACAAAGUUUGGACAAUUCAGUGUUGUUCAUACAAAAGAAGUAACGGAAGAAUACAAGCAAUAAUUUCAGGUGCUGGUUGGAAAGCAUUUAGGCAGGACAAUCAUCUGGAAGAGGGUGAUGUCUGUGUGCUAGAGGUGAUAGAGGAACGUAAGUGCAGAGUUUCGAUAUUCCGAGCUAAAAAGUGAAGAUAACAUGAAUUGUUCAUAGUUCCAGAGCAUAUUCUUUUGAGGUUAGAUGUGAGGAAAAGUUAAGUAUCAUCUUAAAGAAAGAUUAGUGGUAGAAGAAGCUCAGAGGAAGUAUUGCUAUCAAUGUAAAAAUGAGUGCUUUUGGUUGGAUUCGAGUACUAUUUUCAUAUGCAGUUAUUCCUAUGUCUCACCGGAUAGUUUUCCACAGUUGCUCCUCUCUUUGAUCCAAACUAUGUCAAGCAUUCUUCUGAUGCAGUGAAAAGAAAGACUGAGAUCAGUGCACCAAUCUUUGACAUUCAACCAUGUACACUUUUAAAAGAAAUUUUUCAUUCUUCGGGGUAAAUAAAAAAGUUGUCAGAAAUCA
Molecule: messenger RNA, 1590 nt
Organism: Rosa rugosa (rugosa rose)
Lineage: Eukaryota; Viridiplantae; Streptophyta; Magnoliopsida; Rosales; Rosaceae
Product: putative B3 domain-containing protein Os04g0346900
Exons: 5
Coding region: 291-1226 (311 amino acids)
Molecular function (GO): DNA binding
Source: RefSeq, a predicted model, not a curated record